This is a messenger RNA of Miscanthus lutarioriparius, 2607 nucleotides long. Lineage: Eukaryota; Viridiplantae; Streptophyta; Magnoliopsida; Poales; Poaceae. The record is from the annotation of a GenBank genome assembly.
AUGGCGCCCAAGGUUCUCAUGGUCGCAGAGAAGCCCAGCAUCGCGCUCUCCAUCGCCUGCGCCCUCUCCGGCGGCCGCAUGUCUACAAGGAAGGGAAGCACAGAUGUCCAUGAGUUUGACGGAACAUUUCAGGGUUCUUAUGCAAACUUCAAAGUGACAUCAGUCAUUGGACAUGUCUUAAGUGUAGAUUUCCCCCCUGCAUAUCAGAACUGGGAAGGAACUGAUCCAAUGGACCUAUUUGAGGCUCCAGUUCUGAGAUCUGAAUGCAACCCAAAGGCUCAUAUACGCAGGCAUCUAGCUCAAGAAGCUCAAGGCUGCACUUAUUUGAUACUUUGGCUGGACUGUGACCGAGAAGGAGAAAAUAUAUGCUAUGAAGUUAUUGAGUGCACUGGGAUUCCUGAAAAUGAGGCUGGCAGAAGAAUUUUCCGUGCUAGAUUUUCAUCUGUUACUGAGAAAGACAUAUUGACCGCCAUGGAUAAUCUUGUUCUGCCAAACAAAGAUGAAGCGCUAUCAGUGGAUGCCCGGCAAGAAAUUGACUUGAAGGUUGGAGUAGCAUUUACUCGAUUUCAGACUCGAUAUUUCCAAGGAAAAUUUGGAAACCUUGAUUCAAGAGUGAUUUCGUAUGGUCCAUGCCAAACACCUACACUUGGAUUCUGUGUACAACGCUAUCAGCAAAUCACCACAUUCAAACCAGAGAAAUUCUGGUCCUUGAAAACAUAUAUUAUCAAAGAUAAUGAUGAAAUACAGCUAGAAUGGGACUGGAAGAAACUUUUUGAUUUUGAUGUUACUGUAAUGUUCCAGAAGAUGGUCAUCAGUGAUGGGACUCUAAAAGUAGCAGAUGUAUCAGUGAAGGAGGAGUGCAAAACCCGUCCAUCUGGCCUUAAUACAGUUAAUAUGCUUAAGGUUGCAUCAAGUGCGCUUGGUAUUGGACCUCAGACAGCCAUGCACUUGGCAGAGCGGCUUUACACUCAAGGAUUCAUCAGUUAUCCUCGUACAGAGAGCACUGCAUAUCCAUCAUCAUUUGAUUUUCGAGGUGCACUUGCUGCACUAUUAAAUAAUCCUCUAUGGUCCAAUGAUGUCCGGACAUUACUGGAUGCUGGUUUUGUUAAGCCUCGUCAAGGUCAUGAUGCUGGGGACCAUCCUCCAAUCACUCCAAUGAGGUCAGCAACAGAAGCAGCUUUAGGAACUGAUGCUUGGAGGCUGUACCAAUACAUAUGCCAGCACUUCAUUGGAACUGUUAGUCCUGAUUGUAGAUAUACAAGGACUGCCAUUGAGUUCACUUCAGGUGGAGAAACUUUCCACUGUGUUGGGUAUCGAGUCACUUCUAAAGGAUUUACCUCUAUCAUGCCAUGGCUAGCUGUCAGUGAGAAUAGUCUUCCUGCAUUUAAAAAGGGAGACUCUGUUAGUAUUCAUAAGGUUGACAUAUAUGAGGGAAGCACUACACCACCUGAUUACCUCAGUGAAAGUGAAUUGAUCUCUCUCAUGGAGAAGAAUGGCAUAGGUACAGAUGCAUCAAUUCCUGUACAUAUAAACAACAUUUGUGAACGUAAUUAUGUUCAGGUGAAUUCUGGAAGAAGGUUAGUACCGACACCCCUGGGAAUUACGUUGAUAAGAGGGUAUCAGUGUAUUGAUGCUGAUCUCUGCUUGCCAGAUAUCAGAAGCUUUAUUGAGCAACAGAUUACUCUAAUUGCAAAAGGCAAAGCUGAUCAUCUUCGAGUUAUUCAACAUGUUAUUCAGCAAUUUAUGAAAAAGUACUCUUACUUUGUGAAAAAGAUUGAAAACAUGGAUGCGCUGUUCGAGGCACAGUUUUCACCUUUGGCAGAUUCUGGGCGCCUACUAAGCAAGUGUGGAAAAUGUGGUCGGUAUAUGAAGUACAUUUCCACUCAGCCAAUGAAGUUGUACUGUAUAACUUGUGAGGAUGUCUAUUAUCUUCCUCAGAAUGGUUCAAUUAAGCUUUACAAGGAAAUCAUAUGCCCUCUUGAUGGUUUUGAGUUGCUUCUGUUCUCGAUGGUGGGACCUGAUGCAAAAUCUUUCCCAUUGUGCCCUUUUUGCUAUAAUUGUCCUCCAUUUGAAGGCAUCGACAAACUCUUUGGUGCUCUCAAGCUCGAUGACACCGGCAAGGUUGGGAAAGGGGCCGGCAUGCCAUGCUUCCUUUGUCCUCACCCGACAUGCAAGCAAUCUAUGAUCACUCAGGGAGUUUGUGCUUGUCCUGAGUGUAGUGGUAUCCUGAUUCUUGAUCCAGUUAGUGCACCCAAAUGGCGGCUUUACUGCAACAUGUGUAAUUGCAUUGUAUUACUCCCAUAUGCUGCUCACAGGAUCACCACUACAGAUAAAAAAUGCCUAACAUGUGAAUCUACUAUCAUUGAAGUUGAUUUCAACAAGAAAACCACCCCUCUUCAAGAUGGAGCUACAUUGCAUGAGGGCUGUAUCUUGUGUGAUGAUCUGUUGCAUUCACUGAUUGAAAUGAAGCAUGGUAAGUCAUUCUUUAUGCGGAGAGGUAGAGGCAGAGGUAGAGGGAGAGGCCGGGGCAGAGGAAGCAGCCGUGGCAGAGGAAGACGAGGGAACUCAAGGUAUGACGAUCCUAAAAUGAGCUUCCGGGAUUUUUGA